GUGGGGUCGGUGGCCUACGGAAGCCCCAGCUUGGGUGGUGUUUCGAAGAGCUGGGCCUUGGCAUCUUAGCGUUUGGACUCAGUGUGGAGGGCUGAGACCUGACGCCGGGUGAGCGGGUCUGGGAAUCGGCCUUGGGCGAAGCGGCCGGCGAGACUAACCAAAAGAAUGGAUUUUACAGAGGCUUACUCAAGUACAUGCUCUGCAGUUGGAAUUGCUGCCAGAGAAGGCAAUGUUAAAAUUUUAAGGAAACUGCUCAAAAAAGGUCGAAGUGUGGAUGUUGCUGAUAACAGGGGAUGGAUGCCAAUUCAUGAAGCAGCUUAUCACAACUCCAUAGAAUGUUUGCAGAUGUUAAUUCAUACAGAUUCAUCUGAAAACUACAUUAAGACAAAGACUUUUGAAGGCUUCUGUGCAUUACAUCUUGCCGUGAGUCAAGGACAUUGGAAAAUCACACAGAUUCUUUUGGAAGCUGGAGCAGAUCCUAAUGCAAGUACUUUAGAAGAAACCACACCAUUGUUUUUAGCUGUUGAAAGUGGACAUAUAGAUGUGCUGAAGUUGUUGCUUCAACAUGGAGCAGAUGUCAGUGGGUUCCAUUCUAUGUGUGGAUGGAAUUCCUUACAUCAGGCUUCUUUUCAGGGAAAUGCUGAGAUUAUAGAACUCCUUCUUAAGCAUGGAGUGGACCGAGAAUGCCAGGAUGAUUUCGGAAUCACACCCUUGUUUGUAGCUGCUCAGUAUGGGAAGCUCAAGAGCUUGGACAUCCUUAUUUCAUCUGGUGCAAAUAUCAAUUGUCAAGCCUUGGACAAAGCUACUCCCUUGUUUAUUGCCGCACAAGAGGGUCAUAUAGAGUGUGUGGAACUUUUGCUGUCCAGUGGGGCAGAUCCUGAUCUUUACUGUAAUGAAGACAAUUGGCAAUUGCCUAUUCAUGCCGCUGCACAAAUGGGCCAUACAAAGAUCUUGGACUUGUUAAUACCACUUACUGACCGGACUUGUGACACUGGACCAGACAAAGUGAGUCCUGUUUACUCAGCAGUGUUUGGAGGACGGGAAGAAUGCUUGGAAAUAUUACUGCAGAAUGGUUAUACCCCAGAUGCACAGAUGUGCUUGGUCUUUGGGUUCAGUUCCCCAUUGUGCAUGGCUUUACAAAAGGACUGUGACUGCUUUGGAACUGUGAAUAUUCUUUUGAAGUAUGGAGCCCAGUUAAACGAACUUCACUUAGCAUACUGCCUGAAGUAUGAGAAGUUUUCUGUGUUUCGCUGGUUUUUGAAGAAAGUUUGCCUGUUGGCUCCUUGGAAUCAUCUAUCUGAAUUUAUAAGUUAUGCAGUUAAAGCACAAAAAAAAUACAAAGAGUGGCUGCCAUAUCUCCUGCUUGCUGGAUUUGACCCAUUGACUCUGCUGUGCAGCAGCUCUUGGGUUGACUCAGUCAGUGAUGACAUCCUUAUUUUUACUUUGGAAUUUUCUAAUUGGAAGAUACUUCCACCAUCUGUUGAAAAGAUUAUCUCUGGUCGUGCAAACUCUUCUUGGGCUCUUCAACAACAUAUGGCCUGUGUCCCAUGCCUGGCCCAUCUCUGUCGUUUGGAAAUUCGGACCAGCCUAAAAGCAGAACAUCUUCGUUCUGACAGUUUCAUCCAUCAGUUGCCACUUCCCAGAAGUCUGCAGAGCUAUUUGCUCUAUGAUGAGGUUUUCAAGAUGAAUGAAAUUCCAGAACCAGCAGCUAUUCAUGAUGUAGAAAUUAGUGAGGCCACCUGAGAGCUUAAUCUUCAAUUCUGUUUAGUCAUAAAAGAUGGGAAUGUUUACAACUGGGCCUCCCAGUUCCCCUCCUCCCAAUGUACUCACCCUGCCUCACUCAGUUUUGUCUCCAGUGUACUUUGUUGUGUUGUGUUUGUUUACCUAGCCAUUUUCGGCUUUAUUCUGCUACUGAGCUGUGAUGCUGCUAUGGUGCUGGAUGUGACAUCCUUCCAUUUGAGAUUCGUGUUCACCUGUGCUUGAAGCUAAGCAUGGAAGCCAUAAACUUCCUAGGAAGAAUAUAUAACAACUGUGUUUUGAAUCACUUACCAUUGCUAUUAUUUCAUUUAGGUCUUAAUAUUCCAUAUGGUUUUUUUUUUUUUUUUGGUUUUUCGAGACAGGGUUUCUCUGUAUUGUUUUGGAGGCUGUCAGUCCAGCCUGGCCUCGAACUCACAGAGAUCUGCCUGCCUCUGCCUCCCGAGUGCUGGGAUUAAAGGCGUGUGCCACCACCGCCCGGCAAUAUUCCAUAUGUUUAUAAAAAUAAAUUUUCCUAUGUUGUCAUUAAUAUGUUCUCAUUUGUUAAUUCAGAUAUAUUCAUGAUAUGUUGAUAUUCUUACAUUUUAACAUGUAAACUCAGGGAAAGUUUUUUUGAAGAACAUAGAUUUCAGUCAUAAUGCUGGUUCUUAUAUCUUCAUACGUUUUGGCAAAAUACACCCCAUUUUUAGUUUGCAAAGACAAGAACACACCUAAACUGAAAGGCAUACUCAGUAUAAAAAGUUAUAUCAUUUUUAGAAGUGUUGUACUGCACUCAGAAUAUUAAUAAGGAGACCUCAAAAGAACAUUGGUGCAGCACCACCCUUAGAGAAAGAAACAGGCACAUUUCAGUUAUUUGGUGGUAAAUAGAACAAUCAAGCUUCAUUCAACUCCAAAAUAAAAGGACAGCUUUGUUCCUAUGAAUCAGUAAUAGCCAAUAAUAUUCUAUUAAUAUAAUAGUUUUCCUUCUUAAUAUCUGGAUGCAUUUUUACAUGAUUGCUGAAAUAAAGACCUCAGAAUCCUACAUUGUGAGUUUUUACAAUUGGUUUAUGUAAACCGAGUCAAGAAAAAUCAAUCAUCAUCAAAACAGUUGUCUGAGAGACUGAAAACUAGCCUUGAGAGAAAGGUACUAGGGUGUUGCUGUCAUAAUAGUCAGCACAGCCGGGCGGUGGUGGCGCACGCCUUUAAUCCCAGCACUCGGGAGGCAGAGGCAGGCGGAUCUCUGUGAGUUCGAGGCCAGGCUGGACCGAUAGCCUCCAAAACAAUACAGAGAAACCCUGUCUCGUAAAAACAAACAAAAAAAUAGUCAGCACAAUGUGGUUUCUAUAGGAAGCAGACCAUCUCUUGCCAAAAACCUGUGGUUGGGUAGGUCAUCUGGGCCCGUCUCUGAUAGGCUCUUAAAAGAAGCAUGAUGAAGGUGGACUUCAUUAGAAUUGAUUGGGAAGACUUAACUCAUUCCUCAUGUUUCAAGUCUUGUUUGAUGUGGGUAUAAAGUUAGAUAUUGAAAAUCAGGCAGAAAUUCUGAUAGUUUAAUUUAACAAAGACACUCCAAAAUUAUGUGCACCAAAACUCUGCUUCAGAUUUUGUUUGGGGUCAUGGCUAAGUAUACAUAGAAUGUUUUAAAAGAAUGUAUCUUUUAAUGUAUUUUGUUCAUGUUCAAAUGUAUUACAAAAGCUCAGAUUUCCUUAAGUCAUCAUUAAAGCCCUAAAAGUCAAUACAGAUGGCUCCUGGCUGAAGUUUAGAGACUGCACUUUGUACUUGACCUAUUCCUAGGCUAUCAAUACAUAGUAUUAGAGUCUCUUGGAGUCUGAUGAUUCUGAACAGUCGCAGUAAUCUAUAACUACUAGACAGUCAAGCAUGAAGGCUUAUCUUUUCAAUGGAAGGGAUGUAUGUAUCUGUUUUCCCACCCAGAAUGCUGGGACUUGAUGUUUGCUACCUGUAGUGUGAGACCUUACCCAAAUGCCACAGAAUGUUUGUUCCAGACUCUCCCUCUUUAGACCUUUAGCUUUAGCUUUGUUUCUCAAUAGAACCCAUCUUUAGGGGAGAAGCCACAUUUAUUUUUAUAGCCUGGUGACUUCUACACUAUCUUGGCCAGAGACCACAACAGAUUUUUGAAGACUCAAAACCAAUCCCCCAGCAACAUACCUCCUCCAAGGCCAUACCUCCUCAUCCUUCCCAAACAGUUCUACCAAGUGGGAAUAAAUAUUCAGACAUAAGUUUAUGGAGGCCAUUCUCAUUCUGAUUACCAUAGUGGAUGGACAGGUGUCUCAAGGGUUUAGCGCACUUUCUGUUCUUCCAGAAGACCAGAGUUUAGUCCCCAGUGCCCAUUCAGUGUGGAUCACAAGCGUUACUCCAGCUCCAGGCAUUGAGUGUUGUCUUCUGGCCUCUGAAGGCAUAUGCACACAUGUGUCAUAUACUCACACAUUCAGUAAAUAAUAAAUAUUUAGGGGGAAAAGAAGGUUUUGGUUCUGAUUGAUGUGUUUCUGUUUUGGAAGCCUAGACUUUGAAAACUCACUAGGUAGUCUGACUUAGCCUCAGACUUAACAAUGAUCCUCUUGUCUUAACCUCACCAUUGGGAUUAUAGAUAGGAGUCACCACACCUUGCUGAGCUUUUGAUUUUGAAAUUGAUUAGUGAUUAUUAUGGGUUGGGACUAGAGUGAUCCCAGAAGGUCCAUAUAUUAAAGGUUUGCUCUCUAGUCUGGUGCUUUUGGAAAAUUUUAGGAGAUGGUUAGAUUAUUUGAGGGGCUAUUGGAACUCCUGUCUUCUGUUUCCUGAUAUGCAUUUCAAGUGGGCAUCUUUGCUUUACUUAACAUUAGAGGCCCAAAGUAACAGACCAACCAUGAACUGAAAACCUCCCAAACCAAAAUAAAACUUUUCUCCUUUUAAGUUGGCCAUCUUAGGUGUUUUUGUCAGUUGUGGGAAACUGACUGAUGUGGUGCCUUUUUAACCUUAUUAUAUGCAAUGUUCUCUUAGACAUUUUUGUAUUAAAAUACUGUUUUGUGACUUGUAGGGACUCAGUAAAUAAUGCAAUCUUAAAGCAUGCAAAAAAUGAGUUGUGGUUACAGCUUCUGAUAAGAGUCAUAUGUCUGGUGACAAGAACUUUAACCCUUCGUCACUUGCAUAGAGUGCUUUAGUAUUUAAAGACCUGGUGAGUGCCAGAUGUUGAUCAUAAUGGUAUAUCUAGUUAUAUGUAGCUUAAACCCUGCCUCACAUGCACAGUGGUUCUUUAGUCCCUAAAAGCUCAGGGGAUGUCAGGUAUGGGUUAUACCUCCAUAUGUGUUAUUGACUAGUCAGUGAGGCUCCACAAAAGAACAUGUGGUAUUUUGUUGUUCUUGGUUGCCCACCAUUUCUAGGUAGACCCUGUUGCUAAAGACAAGACACCACACACUUUGUUUGCAGGACAUACAAAAAUCAAUUCCAAACUUACUGAGAAACUUUCUGACAGCUAGCUUUCAUAGUGUCAAAGGGGGAUAUUCAGUUCACUGGCGGACAAAAGUCAUCAGUGGACUUACCUAGUGGUGGACCCUUUCAUGCUGCUAUGGAGGGUACACAUCCUGUCUACUGGUGCAAUAGUGGAAUAAUUGGGUAACCAAUUAUUUUCUGCUUGAAUUUUUGACCUGGUUCAGAGGGAGGAAUUAAUGCCCCUAUCUGGGGAGGUUUAAGGCUUUGAUGUGUGUGGAGGGACCUGCCACUGUUAUUUUGCUGAACAGAUGUGGUGUCAGAUUGCCUUCUACGUGUCUAUGGUCACACUUGUAGAUUAGUACAGCCUUCAACCUUGGGCAGAGCAGCUUCUUUUUGCAGUGGGAAGCAGUGACUACAGAAACUCAUAACUGCUUAUCUAUUUUUUUCUUGUGAUGAUGGAAAUGGGAAUCCAAGGCCUCACACACACUAGAAAAAUGUUCCACCAUUGAGCUCCAUCUGUAGCCCUCAGGGGAAGAUUAACCAGUGGGGAAUGGUUGAAGAGCUAGUGAGGUUGCUGAUGAUGUAAAUAUUUCUUAAUAGCUUUAAAAUAUAAGAAUUUGGGGAGUAACUAGUAAAACUGCUUAGCACAGAUGGAUUCUAAUUUAUGGAUUCUUUAAUACAAAACAAAUGGAGGCUAAACCACUGGCUUCAUCAGAAUAGUCUGUUGGAAGAGAAUCUCUAAGCCUUUAUGAUCUCUCAAGCAUUUUUUGUUUUGUGAGCUGGAAACAUUAAUGGCACCUAGGGUUCUAUUUAUUCACCUGAAUUCCAUAUACUGGAGCAUAUCCCUCCUCCCUUCCCAUUCCAGUCACAUAACCAAAGUCAGGAGUUGCAUGUGGGUAAAGCUCAGACCAGGAAACUAUUACUUAUGUCUUUGUGACUUGGGACAGUUAUCUGAAAAUUCCUUCAUUCUGAUAAGAGCUAAUGUGCAUCUCAGGAACACAUUCCCUUUGGUAGGAGGCAGUGUUUCUUAAUUAAAUAUGGGCACAUUUGAUAACUUGUACGUACUAUCCUAAUAGUUUUAUAAUCAUGUCAUCUCUGUUCUCUUUGCCCGUUCUUAUUUUUCAAAAACAAAAAAGGACAACUGUUGUGGGAUUCCACCAUUCAGACUAAUGACCAAUGGAAUGGAGCAGGUUGGCCCGAUGGACAUGGUCUUCUCUAAGAUACAGGAUCAGAGGAGGAGGGUCACACACACCCCUUUUUUGGGACUAUGGAAGGCUUCCUGAUGCCACAGCUUGAUGACCUUGUGCAGAAUUUUCCCAUAUCUCCCUGAUGGAUGAAAAAGCAGCUGUGCCACUUCAUCAUGUAUUUGUGAGGAUGUUGUAUUGAUUUCAUCCUUGAAUAAACUUUUCCUGAUAGAAAACUUCUGUGGCCUACCCCAGUAACCAACCAACCUAACAAACAAACAAAAUACAAUCCCUGAGUAUAACUUUUCAGGUUUUAUGUUUUGUUCUUUCUCUUUUUUUUUCACUUUCAAGGCCCAAUUGCUGUUUUUAUUUCUUAAAUUUAUUGUUGUUACUGCUUUAUUAAAUGAUAAAUGAUCACUGGUGCCUUCUAGGAAAACAAAACAAUUAUUUUGUCCAAUAAAAUCCUGUAGUUUUAAUUAGAAGGGACUGAUUGUACAUACUGUUUCUGCGACAUGUGGGUACAGCUCUAUUGAAUUAACAUAAGUAGUGCAUAACGAGGUCAGUAUGUUUAUAUUUUUUUUAAAAAAAUACUGUGGCUGUGCAAUGGUGGCACACACCUUUAAUCCUAGUAUUCAGGAGGCAGAGGCAGGUGGAUCUCUGUGAGUUCAAGACCAGUGUGGUCUACAAGAGCUAGUUCCAAAGCCACAGAGAAAUCCUGUCAUGAAAAACAACAACAAAAUACUGUGAGUAAGUUCAGUGCAGAUUUUAAAUUAACUUUUGGAGUUUCUUUGGUGAAUAAAAUAAAUGUUAAAUGAAGGACAUUUAUUAACUUCACUAUGCUAAUAAGUCCUUUAAGGAAUUCUCAUAUAGAAAUUAAGUUAAUGGCAUUGUUUUCAUUUGAAAAGAAAAUACAUUAAAAGAAUUAAAGUGUAACAUUCAAGGCUAUCCUCAGGUACAUAGCCAGCUAGAGUCCAGCCUACUGUCACUUUGUUGGAAUAUUAUCUAUCUCUGAGAUGUUUAUGGUUUUAAUCUAUGCAAAGGUUAUCACAAAUUAAUAAAAGUAUAGUUAAAAUCAACCAA
Messenger RNA from Mesocricetus auratus (golden hamster), 7418 nucleotides. RefSeq names its product ankyrin repeat and SOCS box containing 3 (gene Asb3). NCBI's taxonomy places the organism in Eukaryota, Metazoa, Chordata, Mammalia, Rodentia, Cricetidae. Gene Ontology annotation, biological process: intracellular signal transduction; positive regulation of transcription by RNA polymerase II. Bases 166 to 1743 code for a protein of 525 amino acids. Gene Ontology annotation, molecular function: protein binding; transcription cis-regulatory region binding. The transcript has 10 exons. Gene Ontology annotation, cellular component: nucleus. The record is from RefSeq and is a predicted model, not a curated record.